AUGGCCCAAAGUGGGGUAGUGAACACCUCUCCUACGGGAGAGGCAAAUGAUGUGAGCCUGGAGGAACCAAAGAAGAUGUCUAGGGAAGAUUGGAGGAAAAAGAAAGAAUUGGAGGAACAGAGAAAACUAGGAAAUGUACAUGCUGAAGUGGAUGAAGAAGGAAAAGAUAUCAACCCUCAUAUUCCUCAGUACAUCUCUUCAGUACCAUGGUACAUAGAUCCUUCUAAAAGACCCACACUAAAGCAUCAGAGACUUCAGCCAGAGAAGCAGAAACAGUAUAACUCCUCUCGAGAUUGGUACAAAGGAGGACUUCAGGAGCACAGUGUGGCCACGAGGUACCGCAAAGGAGCCUGUGAGAACUGCGGGGCACUCAUGCACAAAAAGAAAGACUGCAUGCAGAGACCCAGGAAAAUUGGAGCAAAGUACACAGGCAUGAAUAUUGCCCCAGAUGAACAUGUGCAGCCUCAGCUGACACUUGAUUACGAUGGGAAGAGAGACCGGUGGAAUGGCUAUAACCCAGAGGAGCACAUGAAGAUUGUCGAGGAAUAUUCCAAGGUUGAUUUGGCCAAAUGUACACUGAAAGCUCAGAAGCUUCAGGAGGAGUUUGCAUCAGGGAAGCUGGAGCAAGUUAACUCCCCAAGACACCAAUGGGGAGAAGAGGAAUCGAAUUCACAGACAGGAAGCGAUCAUAACAGUGAAGAUGAAGAUGAAGACAAAUAUGCAGAUGUCAUUGAUAUGUCCGGGCAGAAAUUUGACUCUAAAAGAUGCAUCACAGUCCGAAAUUUACGUAUUCGGGAAGAUAUUGCAAAAUACUUGAGGAAUCUAGAUCCAAACUCUGCGUAUUAUGAUCCCAAAACAAGAGCGAUGAGGGACAACCCUUAUGCCAAUGUAGGCAAGAAUCCAGAUGAAGUUAGUUAUGCAGGUGACAACUUCAUUCGCUGCACAGGUGAUACCAUUUCAAUGGCACAGACUCAGUUGUUUGCCUGGGAGGCUUGUGACAAAGGCUUUGAAGUUCAUCUUCAAGCAGACCCUACAAAAUUAGAGCUCCUUUAUAAAUCCUUCAAAGUGAAAAAAGAAGAUUUCAAGGCACAGCAGAAAGAAAAGAUCCUAGAGAAGUACGGAGGACAAGAACAUUUAGAUGCCCCUCCAGCUGAACUGCUGUUAGUUCAAACAGAAUUCAUUUUGCUGGUGGCAGAGUAUUUCCCCACAGUUCUUUGUCUUCAAUCCUUCUUCUUCAUUUCUGCCAUCCGGUCUGCUGAAAAGGGCUUCCGAGGGAAAAUGAAUAUUAAGUCAGUUCCUCGGGAGCAUGAAUGGGGAGAUGAGCUCAUGAAUGAAGAGGCGUUUUCCCCAAUCCAUAUCAACCUUGAUGGCUGGGUGCUUCACAGUUUCACCACCCCAGAGGACCGAUUCUGA
Messenger RNA from Prinia subflava (tawny-flanked prinia), 1413 nucleotides. Its product is annotated as pre-mRNA-splicing factor SLU7-like. NCBI's taxonomy places the organism in Eukaryota, Metazoa, Chordata, Aves, Passeriformes, Cisticolidae. Gene Ontology annotation, biological process: mRNA splicing, via spliceosome. Gene Ontology annotation, cellular component: spliceosomal complex. Gene Ontology annotation, molecular function: pre-mRNA 3'-splice site binding. The record is from RefSeq and is a predicted model, not a curated record.